GUACAAUCAAAAGUGCUAUAAAACAUCGAAUCCUGUUUUGACGUUUGGUGAAAACUCGGGAAAACACGAAGAUAGCGCGUACUCAGUUUUUAUCAGGAGAGAUAAGAGCGCGGCAUCCAACGAUGUAUGCACCAUCUCCACGUGAGCCAGAGCAGUAACGAUAUACUAUGUGUGGAAAAUGCGUUCCUGUCGCAUAUCGCAGGCUCUCGGAUUAGAUAGAGGGUGAUGGUUGAUAAACUGGGAGCGGAUGAGCAACUGCGGAAACUCGCCUAGCGCCAUUGAUUGUUCUCCUGCGUGCAGAAUUGUCAAAUGAGUAUUUUGUUUGGUUUGUCGAAGAAGGGCAGGACAGACGGGAAGCGCAAGGCCCAAAAAGGGGAGUAAGAUUAAGGGCAGUUUGGUGGUGGCAAACUGUAAAUAGAGCAGGAGUGAAAUUCUAUGCUGUCGUUUUUUCCACCGAGCGCAUUCUUCUCACUAAACGGUUCCGUUCUGUCCGUGGAACGCCAGGAAAAAGAAGGCUUAAUAUUACUGUUUGUUGUGUGUUUUUUGUGCAGAGUAGCCAGUCCUUGUGCGAAUGUGUACAGGAGUUGUGUGGUGUUUAGUUCGCGUUUUCGGCAGCUUCCCAUAAACCACCCCCCGCCCUUGUUAGCCCAGCCUACACACAUUUUUCGGACACUCGGCCAUCCACACACACACACACAUACACACCCAUAUGCGCGUACACAUACAGUAGUGUGCACGCACGUACCGCGCCACAAACACACACGCAUUCGAUCCUAAUACGCCAGUAGGAUGGUAAUCUGAAAACGGCCAGAAGCACAAGGCAGCCAGCCCACGGUUGUGUCGCGCGCUAGUCGGGUAGAGCGAGGGAAAAAGUAUCAGGUUUAGUACGGCAAAUGUAAACGCAAAGCGUAACCACACAGUUCGUCCUCAAACAAACAUCGAAUUUUUGCUAAUUUAUCCAUCGUUGUUUUUCAUGCGUGAGAAAGCAUUGUGAUGUUUGUCGUGUUGUACAAAUGUUGUUGAUAGUGAGAGCACAGUAACGCAUUAUAGCAAAAAAAACACGAAGGGAGUCGCGAUUGUUGCCAGUUCUAAGCGAUAGCGAGUUCUUGUUAGAGUUAUUAUAUAUUAUAUACAUACAACAGUAUACACCAUAUAUAUAUAUAUACCUAUAUAUACACACAAAACACGCACUAGGAUACACACGCACAGUGUCCAAACUCCCGCUAGUUUCCCAACACGUACAAGCGAGUGUUUGUGACGAAAAUAGUAGCUGUCCCAAGAGCAACAAACAAGCAACAACUUCCUUUUUGCAAUCCAACGAACGAACGUACGAACGAAAUCAACAAACAAAUCCACCAAGAUGGGCGAAAUGGAUAGGAAUAACAAGAAAAUUUUACAAAACAUCAAAAUGCCCGAGCAAAGCAAUGAUUACCGAGUGGUGGUAUUCGGUGCCGGAGGUGUUGGCAAAAGCUCGCUGGUAUUGCGAUUCAUCAAGGGAACAUUCCGUGAAAGCUACAUUCCCACCAUCGAGGACACGUAUCGGCAGGUGAUAAGCUGCAAUAAAAACAUAUGCACACUGCAAAUCACCGAUACGACGGGUUCACAUCAGUUUCCGGCAAUGCAGCGGCUGUCUAUCACCAAGGGUCACGCAUUCAUACUGGUGUACUCGGUCUGUUCGAAACAGAGCCUUGAGGAGCUUCGGCCCAUUUGGAGCUUAAUCAGAGAGCUGAAGGGUGAAGAAAUAUCCCAGAUACCUGUAAUGUUGGUUGGCAACAAAUGUGAUGAAAGUGAAGACUUACGAGAAGUGACCAACAUCGAAGGUCAAACGGAAGCCGCUACCUGGGGAGUAUCGUUCAUGGAAACGUCUGCCAAAGAAAACCACAAUGUUACCGAACUGUUUCAGGAACUACUCAACAUGGAGAAGAACCGUAACGUAUCACUGCAGCUCGAUGGGAAGAACAAGAAGAAAAACAAAAAGAAAAUGAUGAAAGAGCAGGCGAAGGAGGAAAAGCUGCUGAAGGAGAAGAAAGAAAAACAGAUGCAACGAGAGAAGGAAAAGGGUAAAGAAAAGGACAAGGAUAAAGAAAAGCAAACGAAAGAGAAAGACAAAGGAAAGGAUGCGAAGGAUAAGGCCGGUGCCGGAAACGCGCAGCCAGCGCCGGCUGGCGAAGGGAGCGGUACACUAAAGGAAAAGUGUAAAGUAAUGUGAAAACCCAGCUACGCAGCACCGAAGACGACCAUUACGAUUAUUAUGACGGCACGCUUACUCAACAAAUGAUCAAGCGCGGACGAGUCCGCCGUUUAAAAAUUCGUUAUAUUAUUGAUAUUAUAUGAAAGCGAAAGAAAGGCAAAAGGCGCGCAGCAAUUGCAAAUGGACAUGAAUCGAGUAAUGAACACACUCAGAAACACACCUAGACACACCAGAUAUACAAACAGGAUGAUAAUAAUGGAUCUGUACAUAUGCUGCGGUGGAAGUAACCAAACGGCCGCGAUAUGGAAAAGGACGACGACGAUGAAACCGCGAAGGAAAAUACAAAUGGCCAGGAAGGAAUGCAAUUUAGCAAUUGAGGAAUGCAACAAAAAAAACAGAACGUCACGGUUUGUGUCCGUUUUUGGCAAACCAAAAGCCUCUGCGGUGCGGAAGCGCUACAUCCACUAAAUACUUAUAUAUAUAUGAAAUUCAAAACGUAUCGCGCGUAUGCAACAAGCAAUCGACAUGAUAGGGACACGUGGUGAGGACGUAGGGAAUGUGGACAAACAUUGCUUGAUAAGCAUUGGUUCGGGAAUAUUAUUCUUAGGACAGCAUUCAUAUAUACACACACCCACACACACCGACACACAAGAACAAAAUACCAAUUCUCUUAGCUAUAUCUCUUAGCUUACCAAAUAAUACACACGAAUCGAAUAGACGCUUAACUGAAGUGCACUAGAUAUAAAGAAAAGCAACUGUAGGAAAUUUAACAAUAACAAUGAUUAUAUUUUGCUUCAAAUAACAAAUAAUAAAUCGUUGAGAUAAUCACUAGUGUGAGACCGUUA
This is a messenger RNA of Anopheles funestus (African malaria mosquito), 3036 nucleotides long. Its product is annotated as GTP-binding protein Di-Ras2-like. Gene Ontology annotation, biological process: signal transduction. Gene Ontology annotation, cellular component: plasma membrane. Lineage: Eukaryota; Metazoa; Arthropoda; Insecta; Diptera; Culicidae. The transcript has 5 exons. The coding region runs from base 1361 to 2209 and encodes 282 amino acids. Gene Ontology annotation, molecular function: GDP binding; GTP binding; GTPase activity. The record is from RefSeq and is a predicted model, not a curated record.